UCGCGAGAUUUUGCUUGGCGCCGCGACCUCAUGUGAAACGCCUCCUGCUCGAGAGAGAGAGACCCCAGCAGUCAGUUCCGACGUUGCCUCUGCAGAGGAAAACGCCAUGGACCCCCAAAAUUGUUGAAGUCCCUCUCGUGUGAGCUUCCCAGAGCACAUUCUCGAUCCACAGAAAAGCGCCCUUUAUCUGGCAUUUAUUUGAAGCGUAAGGCAGGGCGGGCGCAACGAUGUGGAUCCAGGUUCGUACCAUAGACGGGAAGGAGACUCGAACCGUUGAGGACCUUUCCAGACUGACCAAAAUCGAGUCUUUACGGUUGAAAAUACAAGAGAUAUUCAACGUGAGCCCACAACAGCAGCGCCUCUUCUACCGAGGGAAGCAGAUGGAAGAUGGUCAAACACUGUUUGACUACAAUGUGGGGCUCAAUGACAUUGUCCAGCUGCUGAUUCGGUCUCAGACUGACCGUCCAGACAGCCCCGCCACCAAGGACUCCUCAGGUGUUGCCAGUAGUUCUGCCCCCCUGCCAGGCUCCAAGUCCGACAGCAGCAACUCCCCAGCUCCUGCCACUCCUGCCACUCCUGCAGCCGUGGAAACUUUGGCCAGCACGAACAGCGAGAACAGCAGCAUCUCCACCAGCACUGUUAACGAAAGCAAGCCAGACACCAGCGCAACCAGUACCUUAGCCAGCACCAAAAAUGGGCUCAAGCCCUCCAGUCCAGCACCGGACACCCAGCCACCCACGUCCAGCAAGAACACACUAAUCAACCCCGGGAUUGGCUUGUACAAGAUUAACGAGCUGGUGGACUGUAGAGACGUGAGCCUCGGCGCCUGGUUUGAGGCUUGCAUCGAAAACGUGACAUUAGCCCUGAAAGGACCGACUGCGCCCGCCAAGCCCAGGGUGGGCCGGCCCCCAAAAAGGACUAAUGGAAACCUGGAGGCCGAGCAGGGACAGGGUCAAACCACGGACAGUAACAGGAAUAACGCGGGGUUAAGCUCGGAGAGUAACGGAGCCUCCACCUCUCAGACGGACUGUACAACAAAAGACAGCAAGGACAAAGAAGAGGACAUACUUUACCACAUUAAAUACGAUGAUUAUCCAGAAAAUGGUGUUGUGGAGAUGAAAUUUGUAGACGUUAGGCCACGAGCCAGAACAGUGCUGCGGUGGGACCAGCUCCAAGUGGGGAUGCGCGUGAUGAUCAACUACAACAUGGAGACACCAGAUGAGAGAGGCUUCUGGUAUGAUGCAGAGAUCCAGACCCUGAAUCAGGCGUCUCGCACCAACAAGGAGCUCCGCGUCAACAUUCUUUUAGGGGGUCCUGGAGAUGUAAUAGGAGAUUGUAAGGUUCAUUUUCUAGAUGAAAUCUACCAGAUUGAGAAACCAGGAGCUCGUCCCCUCUCAAGUGCAGAUGGGCAAUUUAAACGGAAGAGCGGUCCAGAGUGCAAGCACUGCAAGGCCGACCCGGACGCCGAGUGUCGGUUCUGCUCCUGCUGCGUGUGCGGCGGGAAGCAGGACGCUCACAUGCAGCUGCUGUGUGACGAGUGCAACAUGGCGUUCCACAUCUACUGUCUGAACCCACCGCUGACCACCAUCCCAGACGACGAGGACUGGUACUGUCCAACUUGUAAAAAUGACACUAGUGAAGUUGUCAAGGCUGGAGAGAAGCUCAAAGCCAGCAAGAAGAAAGCCAAAAUGCCUUCGGCUACAACUGAGAGUCAAAGGGACUGGGGAAAGGGUAUGGCCUGUGUGGGACGCACUAAAGAAUGCACGAUUGUUCCCUCGAACCACUAUGGGCCUAUUCCUGGUGUUCCUGUUGGAACCACCUGGAAAUUCAGAGUGCAGGUAAGUGAGGCUGGAGUUCACAGGCCGCAUGUUGGCGGCAUCCACGGGCGCAGCAACGAUGGCUCCUAUUCACUGGUGUUGGCUGGAGGUUUUGAGGAUGAAGUGGACCGGGGAGAUGAGUUCACCUACACAGGCAGUGGGGGUCGUGACCUCUCAGGAAACAAACGGAUUGGAGAGCACUGUUUCGACCAAACACUGACCCACAUGAACAGGGCUUUGGCCUUAAACUGCGAUGCGCCACUGAAUGACAAAGAUGGAGCAGAGUCCAGAAACUGGCGAGCUGGAAAACCAGUGCGAGUGGUGCGCAGCUCUAAGGGUAAACGUAUCAGCAAAUAUGCUCCAGAAGAAGGAAACCGCUAUGAUGGUAUUUACAAGGUGGUAAAAUACUGGCCAGAGAUCGGAAAGUGUGGCUAUUUGGUUUGGAGGUACCUGCUGAGACGGGAUGAUCUGGAACCAGCACCGUGGACCCCUGAAGGACUGGAGAGGAUACAGAAACUGGGACUUUCUGUUCAGUACCCACCAGGCUAUUUAGCAGCCAUGGCUAACAAAACAAAGAAGGAGUCCUGUGCCAGACCUGGUCAUGGCGGCCGCAGCUCGCAUUAUGGCAGGAGGGGGAGACCACGGAGACGCAAGGUCAAGGAGAAAGAGGAGAAUGAUGAAGAGGAUGAGGAGGAAGAGGAGGAAAUUCCAGAAGCCAACAUACCGGAGGAAGGGCCACAGAGUAAUGGAGAGCAGAAGACAACUGAAGAAACUGGUGGGUGCUUUUACAGACCGGGUUCAAAUCAGGUCAGACAAGGGGCUUGUAAGAAGAGUCCAGUGGAACUGUCACCAGAGCCAGAGCCUCCAUCUAAACGUGUGAAGAUAGAGGAGACGUUCCAGCUGUCAGAGCAGCAGCAGCAGCUGAUCGGGGACGACACGCUCAACAGAAAGCUCUGGGAAGAAGCCAAGGAGAGCCUUAAGGAGGGGCCGAAUUUCCUGCGUAAGCUGGAGCAGAUCUUCAUGUGUGUGUGCUGCCAGGAGCUGGUCUUUCAGCCCAUCACCACCAUCUGCUCACACAAUGUCUGCAAGACUUGUCUCCAGCGGUCGUUCCGAGCGCAGGUGUACACCUGUCCCGCCUGCCGUCACGACUUGGGCAAGGACUAUGUCAUGAGCCAAAACAAGACGCUUCAGAUUCUGCUCGACCAGUUCUUCCCCGGCUACAGCAAGGGCCGAUGAGGUCAAACGUACAUUUUUAACUAGGAUACAUAACACGCAUAAGCAUCCAUUCUGUGCACCCUCAUAUACUGUCGAGUACCUUAGAGCUCCACUUUGAAACGCAUUGCACUCACAUAAUAUAACUUAUCCACGGGCAAAUGUAAAUCGCAUCUACAGCCAUUAACGUGUACAAUCAAUCGCACACAAACAACCUCAGUAGAGACUGACCUCAUCUGCUGGAACUUGGAUCGUCUCCAUCAACACCGCCAGCCUGAAAUUCAAAACCAACGGGCAUUUUGUUUCCCCUUCACCUCCCGACUCCAGCCAGAUAAGUGGGCACAAAAACAAACGCACAAAAAGCGCCCCCGACUUGACAUUCCCACCGCCCGUCUCAAAGCUCUCGCUCGGCUUCAGUUUUCCUCUUCGAUCACCUUCACCGCCGGUUCCGUUCGUUGACCCGCGGCACGCCGGAGCCAACAUUUAAACGCCUGCCAACCUGCUCGCAUUUUCUGUACCAUGUAUGCAGUUUUUAAACAAAAGCACUGAGACAACUCCAGCAUUUUUAGUCUCUUAUCAGCAGACAGUUUAUGGUGCUACGAAGGGUCAAAUUUGAGUAUCAGAUCCUCGUUAAAGUUGGUCAUUUCUGGCAAGGUGAGGUUAACGGCGCUAUAUCUUUAAACAAUGCUGCACUAUAUUAGUGACUUGCAGUUAUUUUGUAGGCUAGGAGCGUUUGGCUGCAUUCUGCUCGGUGCUCUUGGAACGAGGACGUUGGCUUUGCUUUGAGCUGAAGGAGGCAACUUUCCGUGUAUUGGCAGAGAACAGUAAUUGGUAGCCUUGGAUUUAACAUGGAGUCAGACGAAGCACUUAAAAAAAGACAAAGAAAGCUACAAAGAAAACCAGAGGGGAAGUUUUAGGAAUAUUUCUUUUUUGCAAAAGACCGUUAGACAAUUAUGUUUUGGUAUUUUCUGAAUCUGAACCAGGAUUCACCUGCAGGAUGAUGAAAUGCUUAAAAGAAGUGUUUGUUGCGCUGCCUGCAUGUCUCUUCGGUGACAUUUAAAAGGGCAGGCUGCAGUUGUCCCUGGUGUUACCAAGCAACCAUAGUCAAGCAAGACUUUCUACAUGGACGCUUAGCUAAUAUUGUGUCGUGCAAAUAUUCAUCUGCUAUUGUUAGACUUGUAAAUGUUCACUGGUGAGCUUUUAGCAUUCGUUAUGAUGCCGUGCUCCGUUCUUAGGAAGGCCAGGAGACUUUUUUUUCCACAUUUCUGCGAUCGAGCUUUGUACAAAACCCUGCUGGUUUCUGUUCCCUCACUACAGAACUUUUCUGUCAUCAUGUAUCAGCACCGUCAGAGGUUCAAGGAUGCUGCAGAAGUGCGGUACUCCCUGUUAUACGUAAUGUAUGUUAGAUAAGAAGGCACUGAUGGAGGGUUGUCAGGUAUCGACAUUAGCUCUUAAUAACUAAUUGGUUUAAAUCUCCUGCCUCUGAAAAGCAAAGGUGGACAAUAAUCUAUUUGUCUGUCUGUCUGUGUUGCAUGUGUCUGCCUGUUAGUAAAAUAUCUCAUGUACCACUGAACAGACUUUAAGUAAUCACUGGAUGUACGUUUUCAAGAUGGCCACCCUAUCUAGUUGACGACACCGUAAAACACAAAAAUGUUUAUAAUAACUUAGUCGUUGUUGCAGAUUUUACUAAAAUGUUUUUAACUCACCAAAAGCUGAUAGUUAGUUUAAAACUUAGGCUUCAAAUGUAACGUUUUUCAAGAGAUGCAAAGCUUUUAAUUCAAUUUAUUGGAAUUUUUUAAAUACAAUUUAUGCAAAACUACAAAUGUGAGCUUUUAUUUUGUUUAAAAAAACAUUUAAUCCUUUUUCUUUAACUUCCCUUGCCCUGAUGUGUUUUAUAGCUUUCUUGCACUUGUAAAAAAAAUAAAAUAAAAAUAGCAUAAAACCCAAAGUCCAUCCCAAAGACUAUAGACUGAGUGCUUUCUCUCUUGUUUUUAUAUUUGUGAAAACAUGUUGCAGUUUUUUUUUAUUCACCACAAAUUUUAACCACUAAGAACAACAUUUUGUUUGUGGUGAUAUCAAAGAGAUGGGAGCUCAAAGCAGAUGUUUUAAACCAAAGGGGACAAAAAGGGCUGCAAGAAAGCACAAAACAGGAGAAAUUAAAAGUUUGUAAAACGUUACAUCUUGUUAGCUCAUUCAUUUAACCCCCAAAGUAAAAAUAUGAAGCUAUAAAUAGGCACAACUUAGACUUAAUGUUAAAGAUGAUGCAAUACAAUGUAGUUUUGAUGUCUAAAGCUUAAAGAUGUUAGUGUUUCCCACUAGCAUAAGGUCAAAUAUUUCAUCUUUUUAGAUUUUAGAAAAAUACACCAGGAUGGACUUUUCAUCACUUAAAACAUAAACUUUCUGUUUCUAUUAUUAAAAAAGAUCUAGAAUGUACACUGCAAAGGAAAAAAAAUAUUUUGAAGUGAAUAUUUUGUAAAUAUUACAAAAUACAACUAUUUUCCAGUUAAUGAUUAGGUAUUGUUCUUAACUAGUUUAUAAAAGGAAGGUUUGAGGGAGGCGUCAUUUAAUUUUGAUAAACUAAAAAUGAAAUGCUCUGCUGUAGAAACAAAGGAUUUAGAGCAUUCAUGUCUGAGGAUGGUUAUUUUAUUUUAUUUUUAUUUUAUGUUUGUGUAUUUUGGAUUUAAAUCUGGAUAUAGAUGAUCAGAUCUUUUCUGUUCUUGACCCUAAAUAACAAAAAAAAAAAAGCUUUUUACACAAACUGGGUGUUCCUCAGAUGCAAUCCAAAACUAAAUCCACACAUGGACUGCUUUAAGCAGGCAAAAACACACUCAGAACCAUUUUAUGACUUUCAUAAAGUUACCUAUUUUAGGUACAAAGACUAUUUUGUAUUUAUUUGUACCAACGAUCUACCUAUUCUGCUAGGCAUGAUAAACAAGACAAAUAAAAGCACCUGUUCAAAAACGUAUUAGCUUCUUUCAGUCUCUCUAGGAAUAUUUUUUACUAUACUAAAAAAAAUUCUCAUAUUAAAAAGGAUCCUUUUAAAUCACGUUAUUUAACUUUUUAUUACGUUCUGUUUUCUUGCUCUUUGAAUUCUUCAUUAUAAAAUGAGAUGUGGAUUAUACGAAAAAAGUUUUCUUUUAAACUAAAGGAGUUUUUUUGUAUUAAUUUGUAGCUUUAGUUUUCUAUUGUGAGCGACUCGGGACAGAUUUGCGCCUGCUGAUAUGGUACUUCAAAAUGUCCUGGGUUGGCAGGUCCUAUAGGAAACAAAUCAAACGUCAGAUGUGGACAGAGUAAAGUUUCCAAGUUGUGUUAAGAAAUAAAAUAAAAAUAAAAAAAUCAGUAGCCGUUUUAAAACUUCCGUUCACUCAUCAGUUUCUUGUGUUUCUGUUGAUGAGCCCGCGUCUCGCUCCUAACCACCCCCCACCCUCCCCCGUUCGUCAGCAGGCUGUUUGUUUGUGGUGAUGUCCUUGUUUCUGUUCAUUCAGGACUUUAUUAUUUUAUUUGUUAAUCAACAAACAUGCAAGUACAAAUGCUACUAUGGUCUUUAAAGCUAAAUGUGAUGUGCAUUAUUUCCGUGUUGAGAUUAUUUUUCUUCCUGCUGGCGCACUACCAGCCCUCCUUUCCUGUCUCUCUCUGCUGUGACCCUUGACCCCCCACUACUUCUCCAUAAACCUACAGUACUAACAACUCUUUAGACGUCUCGUGGACGCUUGGCUUCAGUGCUGUGUUGUCUUUAUUUUUUACUUUUAUUGCACUCUGUUGACAACUAAAGUUUGAAAAAGCACGUUUAGUUUUUCUAGAAUGCUUACUAUUAUCUGUGUCCGUACACCAAUGUUUUUUUUUUCUUUUCCCCGACCAUUUUAGUUGCUUAUUUCUCUGUUUUUAAUCACUUGUCAUUUCUUGUUUUUAUGUUGCCGACCUCAAACAGUUGCAGCACACGCCGGUCUAAGAAGAUUCAUUGCUUCAAAUUGUGAUCAGAAAUUUUAUACAUGUCACAAUAAUACUUGGUAUGUACCGAUUAAAUAUUUGGAUUCAAGAAGCAA
Austrofundulus limnaeus is the source of this 7072-nucleotide messenger RNA. RefSeq names its product ubiquitin like with PHD and ring finger domains 2 (gene uhrf2). The coding region runs from base 228 to 3053 and encodes 941 amino acids. The transcript is spliced from 16 exons. Gene Ontology annotation, biological process: negative regulation of gene expression via chromosomal CpG island methylation; protein ubiquitination. Gene Ontology annotation, molecular function: protein binding; ubiquitin protein ligase activity. Lineage: Eukaryota; Metazoa; Chordata; Actinopteri; Cyprinodontiformes; Rivulidae. The record is from RefSeq and is a predicted model, not a curated record.